AUGACAUUUGUAUUUUUUUCGCUAUCUUUACGACGCGAGUCAUGUUUCGUAAUAACAAACGCGUUUUUAUUUAUUUUGAUAUAUUUAUAAUUAUUAAAAUACAAAAAACAGAGGAAGGAUAAGUGUAUUAAUAUUAAUCAACUUCAAUUACAUAAAACAUUUCAAUUAAUACGGUUUUUUAUUAAGUUAUCGCGAUGAAUAAGGUGGCAGAUAACGAAUUUAGUUCUAUUGUGGACACUUUAGUUAACAUGUUCGGGAAUGUAUUAAAUGUAGACGUUAUCACUGCAGUGGUGGAGAAUUGUGCUGGGGAUUUGAAUCUGUCAGCUGAAGCCAUUAUGAAUAUGACAGAUAGCAAUUCUUCUCAUAAUACCAACACAGAUGUUAAACCCAUGACUAUUCAUUCGGAUGAGACCAAUUUAUCUAUGGAUCUUAUAUCAUUUUCCAGUAAUGAUGAUAACAACCUUGGACUUCGUAAAGUUGACUCCAAAGAAUGUAUAAAAGGAAACCCAUCUAAAAAUGAUAAUGAAAGUGUUAAAUCUCUAUCUGUUCAUUCGACCUUAAAUGUAAAUGCACACGAUUAUAUUCCCAAUUUUAGUGUACAUAAUAUACAUUCAGAUACUGAAAUUAAUGUAAUUACGAACUCUAUGGACCGACCAGAGCCCUCAACUUCUUCCCCAGAAUAUAAAAUUCAGCCUACAAUACAAAAAUCACAUGACAAUGCAUUUCAAUCACUCAUAUCUUAUUCUGGCUUUGCGCGAAAAACUGGUGCUGUACCUAAGAAGGUAGAGAAACCUUUAAAUCCUGAACCUCGUGCAAUAUUAUCACCAGAGAUGCAACGUAUAGCUGAUUAUCAUAGCAAAAAUGUUCGGACUUUGAUUAUCAUGAGAGGUGCUCCAGGAUCUGGUAAAUCAUAUUUAUCACGACAAGUGAUCCAAGCAACAGUUGGAUAUAGUAAUAAGAUAUAUAAUAGUCAUGUAUUUAGUACAGAUGAUUAUUUUUCAAUGAGGGGACCUUAUGAAUUUAACAAAUUCAGGCUAAAAGACGCGCAUGCCUGGAAUCAACAUAGAUCCAGGAUAGCAAUGGAAAGCGGUCUUAGUCCAGUAAUUAUAGAUAAUACAAAUAUAGAGAUUUGGGAAAUGGAGCCAUAUUUUCGGAAUGGUGUAGCAAAUGGCUACAAAAUUGAAAUUUUAGAACCGCAAACUACAUGGGCUAGGAAACCCAAUCAAUUAAUGAAAAAGAACAUUCAUGGGGUGCCUCUUUCAAGCAUUACUCGCAUGCUUGAUAACUAUAAUGAAAACUUAACAAGCGAUUAUUUAAUUAAUUACUUCAAAUUGAGGUAUCCUGAUAAUAUGACUCCACCGGUUUUACGAAACAAACCUCCAGUUAUCUCGGAUAUUUUAAAUAACGAACAAUUCGUCCCUGAAAGUAUUCAAACAAUGGGAACAAAUAAACCACCGUUACUUGUAAAAGAACAAGAAAAUAUAAAAACUGAAAUAUUAAAUCAGAAUCAUGAUUUCCUUAACAUUACAACGGAAAAAGUUGAAGAAGUAAAUAAUUUUGAUUCCAAAGUACCAGGAGAUACCACAUUGAAAAAUGAAUAUACGUCAUUAGGAGAAUAUUGUACAAGCACUAUUGUUAAAGAGGUUUUUUCUGAAAGUACUUCAUCCAUUGAGAAUGAACAAGACAACAAAAAACUUGUUGAUAACUCUGACAUUCAAAAACGGUUAGAAGAAUAUGAAAGAGUAGAUAUAGAAUGGGAAAGUAAUCCACCUUGGGAUGAUAAUAUUCAAAUCAAAAACAAUAGUAACGUACGAACCGAGCCUAAACCGCCACGGAAUUUUAAUCAAACUCGAACAUCAUCAAAUGAAAAAAUAUUAAACUCUUCAAAUUACUGUGCAAACUGGUCUGAUAUUUCAAUAUUUAUGCAACCGUGGUCUGAUGAGGCACAAUCUGUUGAAAAGGAACCUGUUGUAUCUGUAGUGAUGAAUACCACUGGAACAUCGGUAGAAAUAGGAGACACGGAUAUAUAUAACAACCAAAAAAUUUUUAAAGUUCUAUCAUGUAAUCCUAGAGAUAUUAAUGAACAUUUUAUAACACCUCAUAAAGAAAAAAUCCCUGAAAAGCGUAUGUUGGACAAAAGUACGAUGACUAAUGAUAGAUUGAUCACAGAUAUAACACGGUGCAAAAACGAAGAGAAGCAUUUCAAUGCAUUUCGAAGAAUGUUUAAAACGAUAUCAAAAUCAGGCUUACGAGAUAUUUUCGACCAGUGCCAUGGCGAUGUUAACUGGGCAGUAGAAAUAGUACUUGAAGGGAUAUCAAACAAUCAGUUGCAAUUUACUGAUGACUUUGAAUUAUCUGAUGUCGAAGAAGAAAAUCCUGAACAAUGCACUUGUUUAGCAGCUUAUAAUAUCGUGCCCGAUGCUGAAGCAAAAUCCACAUCCACAAUCCGCGUGACUGACUAUACCAAUGACAUUCCAGAAGCAAUUACAAACAAUGUACAGUCAAACAGAAAAUCAAAGAGAGUGGAAGUACCACUUUCAGAAAUGUCUGUACAGUUAAAGAGACAGAUCGAACAAAAUGUAGUUAUUUCAGAUAAUCAUUAUUCCCAGCACUGUUUAAAAAUAAGAAACUUGAGAAGGGGAGAAGGUGCCCCUGAAAUGGAGCAAAAUAUAGAAGAUACUGAAAACGCCGUUGCAUUGCAUUCUUUUCAGUCAGAUCAAGAUUUAUCAUCGGCUGACUGCAGUGACGAAGAAUCUAAUGUUAGUGUAGAUGAAGUUGUUGUAAACAUAAAUGUUGGUCAUGAAUUUAUUAAAAGUAUGGACGAUAUGUUCGGGCGACGUGGUAUGACAUACCCAGAAAAUGUAUUGCCUAAAUUAAGCAUUCCAAUGUCUCUUAUAAAUGAAUUGAAUGCGCUAUGGAUGGAAUCACUGAUGCAUCAACUUGAUGAUUACGACAAACAAUCAGCAGAAAUGGUUAAACAAGAUGAAGAAUUUGCAAGGCAACUGGCUGCGAAAGAAACGGAAAUGGCGGAAGCUGGAAAAGAACCAGAGGUACCUGAUUUCAAAGAAAUUAUGGAUAUGGACUUUGCCGUAGCUUUAUAUCAAAAAGAUGUCGACGAAUGGCGAAAUAAAGUGCCUGACAAUUUAGCAGCUAAAUUGACUCGGGACAAGUUAUUCAACUUAUUCCCGGAGCUCCCGCAAGAAACAUUGUCUGAAUUACUUGUCGCCCACGACAACAAUUUUAAAGCAACCGUCGAGGUACUUUUAAUGUCUACAGGAAAAUCAGAUUUGCUUCAGGAAAAGAAUGGUCUUGUUAAAUUUGUUAUGACUAAAGAACGAGAGCGACAGGAGAAGAUUGUUGAAGAAGAAAAAAAAGCACUUUCAGAGGUGGAAUGGCCUUUGUUACCGAAGGGCGAGAAUGUGGACAUGUCGACUGUGAACAAAUAUCGAGAAACUGCAGCGCAGCAUUUGAGUCGGAGGAACCAGAGCUACAAUAUGGCGCAACAGUACAUCCAUCGCGGCAUGACGUCAGUGGCAGUAUAUUACUCUGACAUGGCCGCUUUCCAUAAACAAAUGUUCGAUCAAGCGAAUAGUCGCGCUGCCGCAACACUUAUACAGGUAAAUGCCCAGAAUUCGCCGAACAACGAGACCAUUGACCUGCAUUACUUGCGCGUGUCCGAAGCAUUGGAAUCUUUGGACCUAUUCCUAGAUAGCCACAUUUCUAAGCUGCGGGAAUCACAAGCAAACAUCAGGAGUAUGGGUAGCCGACAGCUGUACCUGAUCACGGGUCGCGGGCGUCACAGCCUCGGCGGCCCGCGAAUCAAGCCCGCCGUCCGCCGCCGGCUGCAGGAGCGGGGACUGCCUUGCAGGGAACGCAACCCGGGACUUCUAUGCGCGCGGGUCACCGCUGAUCACAAACUUUCCUAUCAAGUGCAAAUCUGAUACCCUAAAUGGCAGUUCGAGACAUGAGGACAAAUUUUAUAAAUCAAAACAUUCAUUCAUUCCAUAUAUCACUGCCUUGUUUGCUAUUUUUUUUUAAUUUCUCUGUUCUCAUGCCUUCAUGAUCAUGGUAAAGACAUUGUGAUUAUGCCUCUGUAAAUAUGUUCCGGUAUGCCUUGUACGUAUGUAUUGUUAGGAAGUAGACUAGGUGAAGAUGAAUUCGAUUUUGAAUAUCGUUUUGAGUAAGUAUGUAAAGAGAAAGACUAAAUUAGGCAACUAAUUUCUAUAAAUUCUUUGGUAUUUUGAUUAAUUGUAACAGUUGUUAAGACAGAUAUUUCUGGAGCUUACCAGGGAGCUAUGAUAUUUGAAUAACAAAUUUUCAAUAAACCUGAUUAUAAUCAGUUGGUAUUCAAAAUCGAUCAUUUUAUACCUUUAUAGUCGGGUUUCAAAUCCGUAAGUUACAGGGUUUAUUCAAUUGUUGUUACUACCCGCCAUUUUGUGGAAUUAGAUUUAUUUUAGCUUUAAGUAUUUUUAUUAUUUACUAGAUUUAUAAGUAUAUUAUUUUCAAUGUGAUAGUACGUGUAGAAAUUAAUGGUGCCUGUGUUUGAGAAAGUAUCUAGCUUCAAGAAUACUUAUUUUGUAAUUAUUAAAUUCGAAAUGUACACGAUCGCUGACAGUCAGUUAUUGUGCUAUGUAAGAAUAUAUCUGUUAUUUGAUACACUACAAUACUUUUAAUAUGAUCAGCAUGUUAUCUACACAGUACAGAUACCAUUAAAAAGAGUAUGUAAAUAAGAAUAAGAGGCCUUUAUCAGUCACAUUAUUAUUGUUUUAAAGGGACUUUAAGGCCCUGUUUAAAAGUUUGAACAAUUUUUGUUUUUUAAAUUUGUCGAUGUUCUAAGGCAAUGACGCGGGUGAUAUAUUGUCCAAAAUCAAAGAACAAAUAAAGAUUAUGACACAAUCCCACCCGGAAAUAAUUUAGCGGACUGCUUGCGGUUACCUAGCUCUUGUCAAUGUAAAGUAUGUCUACGGAGAACGCUUUAGAGCUCACUUUUCAAUGAACGUCAUCUUGCCGGGUGGGAGCGGUGCGGUACAAGUGAGCUAUGCUAUGACCUAAACUUAUAUAGUGUAAAACUUACUCAUAGUAUUGCAUUUUUGGUACUCGACAUUGGCUUUAAACGAAAGGGACGUUUUCCGUGGAACGGACUAGUAAACAAUAUUGUUAAGAAAUAAAAUCAUUCAUUCAUUUAUUCAACAUUUAAAAUAUGUCUUGUCGGUGAUUAAAAAAAAGUGACUAAAUUGAACUGUCCUCAAACGUUUCGUUUUAUUUGAAAAAAUAAUUUGAAGAUGUCGUUUAUUUGAUGUGAUAUUUCCCCUACAAAUGCAAUACGAUGUUUAUAAUUACAAUAUCUGAGACUCUAAAGUAUUACACGGCUAGCAACCUAUUAGCUCUCCCUGAACAAAUAGCGUCGCGAGGCAGUCGCACGAUGCAUCCGCCUCGGCAGGUCACCUGCCUCGCUGGACGCUCGCCUCGAACGAGGCAACCGUAGGGAUGCCUAGACCGAACCUCGCGAGGCUACCCGACUAUUUACACUUUUCGUUAUUAAAUUUUUUAAUUAAUGUUAUAUUAAUAUAAGCACAAAAUGUUUAGUUUUAGUAUCAUUUCAAAAGACAAAUAAAUGUAUGUACCUAUGUGUCUA
This is a messenger RNA of Plodia interpunctella (Indianmeal moth), 5635 nucleotides long. RefSeq lists its product as uncharacterized. Bases 195 to 3941 code for a protein of 1248 amino acids. The record is from RefSeq and is a predicted model, not a curated record. Gene Ontology annotation, cellular component: nucleus. NCBI's taxonomy places the organism in Eukaryota, Metazoa, Arthropoda, Insecta, Lepidoptera, Pyralidae. The transcript is spliced from 10 exons. Gene Ontology annotation, molecular function: endonuclease activity; ubiquitin binding.